CACAUCAACUUGCAUUUAUCUCCUUGUUAAGUGGGAACCAAUCUAUUUUCCUCAAAAAUGACAAUGGUCCCAAUCAGGGGCUGAUGAAAAUGGCAGCUGAAAUGGACUAGACUGUACAAAUGCAGGAAGCUGAGAUUUUCUGUCAGACGAUGAAACAGUCUGUGAUUUUGGCUCUGAUAUUUAACUUAGUGGGAGAUAUAGCCGGUCUGAAAUGUCACCAGAGUGAUCUUAUCCCCAUUCCUCAUGAGUGGUACCAGCCAGCUGACCUCCUCAUUGGUGGGAUGAUCUCUCAGUUUCUGUAUGCGUUCAGUGAAGAUCUAUUUGAGGAAAUGCCUUCACAGGUCUCAGCUGAGUUUUCUGAUAUGGUGACAAAGUUCUACCAGCAUGCCCUUGCCGUGGCCUUUGCUGUGAAGGAGAUCAAUGAGGAUCCCCAGAUCUUGCCUAAUGUUACCCUUGGAUUCCAUAUCUACGACAGCUACUAUGAUGCAAAGAUGACUUAUCGGACCACUUUGGAUCUGCUCUUCAAAUCAAGGAGCUUUCUUCUCAACUACAAAUGUACUAGACAGAAGAACCUGAUAGCCAUCAUUGGAGGACUUGGUUCUGAUACCUCUUUUUACAUGGCAGAUAUCCUUGGUCUCUACAAGAUUCCACAGAAAAAUCAGACGUACAGAGAUGAAGCUGUCCGCUGGCUUUAA
Messenger RNA from Pantherophis guttatus, 695 nucleotides. Lineage: Eukaryota; Metazoa; Chordata; Lepidosauria; Squamata; Colubridae. The record is from RefSeq and is a predicted model, not a curated record.